This is a messenger RNA of Amoebophrya sp. A25, 361 nucleotides long. The record is from the annotation of a GenBank genome assembly. Lineage: Eukaryota; Dinophyceae; Syndiniales; Amoebophryaceae.
AUGCUUUUUAAUGCUGCAGUGCAGGAGGCCGCAACGACGGGUGUAUUCGUGGAUCCAAGUACAAUAUCAACAAGUGCCAGCACUUCCAAAUCCAAAGCCGUGGGAGCGACUUCUUCUGCUUCCACAGGACAAAAUGCAGUUGAUGCAAAUGCGAAUAACAAGACAACAUCAAGCUCAAGUAAUUACAACAAGAAUAGAGCAGAAGAUGUACAAGGUGAUAUGUUUGCAAGCAUGUAUCUUGUCAGCGGCACGAUUUCAGGAGCACACAGCGGAACAAGCAAUGCGCGGCGUGUGCAGUCAAGUAUUCGCAAUCUAGAAGCCCAAGUCAAGCGCGGCACGUGGGUCACAAACGACUUUGUAA